AUGGCCCAGGAAUACCGUCUGAAAGACAUCUCGUCCCUCGCGGACAUCAAGAACAUGGACAAAAUCGAGUGCGAGGUCGAAGGUGUCCAGGAUGGAAAGGUCCUCCUGGUGAAGUAUGAGGGCCAGGUCCACGCCUUGAGUCCGAGAUGUACCCAUUACGGUGCCCCGCUGAAGAACGGCGUGGUUGCUCCCGAUGGCAGAAUCACCUGUCCCUGGCAUGGCGCCUGUUUCAACAUCCAUACCGGUGACGUGGAGGACGCUCCGGCCCCCAAUGCUCUGAGCACGUUUGAUGUGGUCGAGAAGAACGGUGCCGUCUACAUCAAGGGCGAGGAGUCUGCCAUCAAAUCGGGUCAAAGAGACCCUGCGAUCAAGUGCAGUGCCACGUCUCCCGAGAAGGUCGUCGUCAUUGGAGGAGGAAGCGGUACCUUUGGGGUUGUUCAGGCCCUUCGUGAGAUGAAAUUCAACGGUGCUAUCACCAUCAUCUCCCGCGAGCCGAACUUGAUUAUCGACCGGACGAAGCUCUCCAAGGCGCUGAUCGCAGAUGCACAGAAGAUUGAAUGGCGUCCGCGUGAAUGGUACAACAAUGCCUCGAUCGAUCUGGUCUUCGACGAGGUCACCGCCGUCGACUUCGACAAGAAGAGCGUAGCCACCAAAUCCGGCAAAUCGCUCCCCUACACCAAGCUGGUCCUGGCGACCGGCGGCGUCCCACGCACGCUCCCUCUCGACGGCUUCAAGGACCUUGGCAACAUCUUCGUCCUGCGGACUAUUCCCGACGUGCAGAACAUCCUCGCCGCCGUGGGCGACAAGAACAAGAAGAUCGUCAUCAUCGGCAGCUCCUUCAUCGGCAUGGAGGUCGGCAACGCGCUCGCGAAGGAGAACAGCGUCACCAUCGUGGGCAUGGAGAAGGCCCCCAUGGAGCGCGUCAUGGGCGAGCGAGUCGGCCGCAUCAUGCAGGGCAACCUCGAGAAAGGCGGCGUGCAAUUCCGGCUCGAGGCCGGCGUCGCCAAAGCCACCCCGUCGUCCGCGGAUGCCAGCAAAGUCGGCGCCGUGCACCUCAAAGACGGCACCGUUCUCCCAGCCGACCUGGUCAUCCUCGGCGUGGGCGUCCGUCCCGCAACCGACUUCCUCCAGAACAACCCCGCCGUGCAGCUGGAGAAAGACGGCUCCCUCAAGACGGACGAGCACUUCGUCGUCCCCGGUCUGGACUCGGUCUUCGCCAUCGGCGAUAUCGCAACGUACCCGUACCACGGCCCCGGCGCUGACGGCACCUACACCCGCAUCGAGCAUUGGAACGUCGCGCAGAACAUGGGCCGCGCCGUCGCCCGCUCCAUCUGCCACCCGUCGUCGCGGCCCAAGCCGUUCGUCCCCAUCUUCUGGUCUGCCGUGGGUGCGCAGCUGCGCUACUGCGGGAACACCCCCAAUGGCUGGGAUGACCUGGUGCUGCAGGGCGAACCGGAGAAUGCCAAGUUCGCGGCGUACUAUUGCAAGGGUGACACCGUUGUGGCUGUGGCGACGAUGGGCAUGGACCCGAUCAUGGUCAAGUGUGCGGAGCUCAUGCGUCGGAAGAACAUGCCUUCCAAAAAGGAGAUCCAGAGUGGAGCGGACGUGUUGAAGGUUGGAGUGCCUGAGACCGUGAAGAUGUAA
This is a messenger RNA of Aspergillus terreus NIH2624, 1644 nucleotides long. It is a transcript of the gene nfr1, whose product is annotated as putative AIF-like mitochondrial oxidoreductase (Nfrl). Gene Ontology annotation, cellular component: cytoplasm. The coding region runs from base 1 to 1644 and encodes 547 amino acids. The transcript has 3 exons. NCBI's taxonomy places the organism in Eukaryota, Fungi, Ascomycota, Eurotiomycetes, Eurotiales, Aspergillaceae. The record is from RefSeq and is a predicted model, not a curated record. Gene Ontology annotation, molecular function: flavin adenine dinucleotide binding; 2 iron, 2 sulfur cluster binding; oxidoreductase activity, acting on NAD(P)H.